Molecule: messenger RNA, 2081 nt
Organism: Klebsormidium nitens
Lineage: Eukaryota; Viridiplantae; Streptophyta; Klebsormidiophyceae; Klebsormidiales; Klebsormidiaceae
Source: the annotation of a GenBank genome assembly
UAUUGAAAUAGGUAGGUACCUACAUACCGCAUGGUGGCAUGUCGCAGCAUUUGCCCUCGAAAGCUGCCCUUUCCUCCUUUCUCAGCUUUCAGGACCAUAGAUGUAGGUAGUGCAGGGGUAGUGCGCCAUGGCUUCUAAGCGAUCCUGGGGAUGGAGAGCGCGUCAGGCGAUCUUCCUCGUGCGCAGAGCCCUGGGGCAGCGCUUCCUGAUCCUCGCCUUUGUGGUGUUCCUUUGCCUGUUUGUCGUGUCCAUCUCUCGGACGCUUCUGACGUUGUCCUCUGAGCUCACACGCAGCAUGUCGUCCACCGCCCUGAUGGAAACACCACACAAAGAAGCUGCGCCUCAGGAGGUGGUAGAGGCGCCAAAGGCGUCCUGUCUCAGAAUCUGGGAGCCAGGAUCAGAGAAUGCAGAACAGCAGGUCUUCGUGGAUCGCUACCUGGAGAGCAGAUGCGACACGAUCCACAUUUCGCGCGCCCUGCGUGUGGUGCAGGCGCUAGAGCCGCUUCCGGUCAUCACCAAAGAGCAGGUAGAAGCUGGCUGGAUGAACCUUUGCUGGGGUUGGAGCAAUGAGGAGGAGUUUGCCGGCUACAAGUUUGAUGUGAACAACUGCCACAUGGGCCUGCGGAUACAGAUCCUGGACAACCUGCUGUAUUUCACGCCUGCACCGUUGAACCACACCAACUUUAAGGACCUGGAAUACUUGUACGCUGGUUACGGGACGAUCCUGGACGACGGUCUGUGGUUCCAGGUCGGGAGGAUAGUGCAUGGAGACCCAGCGUACUACGACACUAGCUGGACGAGGCAUGCGUUGCACGCGCUGACCAGCCUGCAAGAAAUGCUUGCCGAUCACGACGUUCCCGACGCGGACUUUCUGCUGUCCUUCUCCGACCGCUGCGCCCCCGUGGCCUACCAGACGCUGGCCCAGAAUUUAGCGCCCAUGAUGUCGUGGAGCCUGCGCGACGACAACUACGGGGCGUCUUGCAACGCGCUGUUCCUCCCAACGUACGACUACACGUGGUCGCAGCAGGACUUCAAGGAGGGCAGCCCGUGGCGCGUCGACAGUUACCCCCCCGUCCCGUGGGAGCUGAAAGACGCGCGCGCGGUUUGGCGGGGGACUCUAACCGCAGUCGAGCCCCGUGCGCGCGUGCUGAGAAUGGGGCUGGCCCGACCGGACUUGAUAGAUUCCCGGCAUACCGGCCCGGUAGACGACUGUAAGAGGCUAUACAUUCCGGCGCUGGAGAAACACGGGGGCCCGAUAGGGGAAGAUGACUGCGAGAGGAUGACAACGGAAUCCGCUCUGAGCGCAGAGGGGCUUCUGCAUUAUAAGUAUCUGCUGGACGUCGAGGGACACGGGCCGUCGUUUCGACUGAAGAACCUGCUGCUGGCGAACUCGGUCGUGUUUAAGUUAUGGGAGGAAGGGUUGCAAUGGUUUUACCCGGAUCUCAAGGCGUAUAAGCAUUACAUCCCAAUAUCCGCAUUUAAUUUCGAGCUGGACCUUGAGAAAAAGAUAGAGUGGGCACGGCAUAACGAUGACGUCGUGAAGAGGAUCGGAGAGCGAGGGGCGGCUUUUGCGAAGCAGUAUAUAGACAAUCCAAACCUAGCACGCUACCAGGCCCUUACGAUAUCUCUCUACGCUAGCCGCCUGUCGUACAAGCCCACCAAACACCCUCUAGCAAAGCUGAUGUGCUGUAGAAACCUCACGAUGAACUCGUGGAACGGGGAGCUCGAACAUUGUCGGAAGCGGUGUCGGGAACGACCCUCGGUGACGUCACUCUGCAAUCAAUAGCUCAGGUGCUUGUCGACCUAGCGCGGCAGAUUGCUAAUAGGGUCUAUAAAGACCGUCCAUCUACCUCGAAGGUGUCGAUUGAGCUAGCUUAAGCAAGAGGGUAACUUAGAGCUUACUGUGGGUGCACCACCAUCGCGGUAUCACAUUGGGCGCGGGAUGUAUGGACGUGAAGAGAUUGAUCGAAGCAUUGUUGCGCAGUGUAUAUUGACAAUUGAUCGGACCAAAUUAAGUGAGGAAUAUUGCGUAAUGGUAGAAGCAUGCCAAUUGGAUCCGGAUUUGCAAGCAGGUCACUGGC